CGUCAGCAGCUGUCGGAAUACAAACAUGGCGACACUGGUGCUUGUUUAAAGAGUUUGGACGCGUUUUUACUCCUUUUACUAUAAAAGAACUUAAUUGUUUAACGGGUAACAACGACGAGUACAAUGGGCAACGCUGACACAAAACUAAACUUCCGUAAGGCCGUAGUGCAAUUGACGUCGAAAACUCAGGUGAUUGAUGCAUCAGAUGAUACAUUUUGGGACCAGUUCUGGUCUGAGAACGUUACCAAUGUUCAAGAUAUCUUCACUUUGAUUCCGGCCCCAGAAAUUCGUAUAUUAAGGGAAGAAGCACCUUCUAACUUAGCAACAUUGUGUUACAAGGCAGUUGAGAAGUUAGUCAAGGCAGUAGACAGUAGUUGCAGGACUCAGCGAGAGCAUCAGACUGUUCUGAACUGCUGCCGUUUACUCACACGUUUGUUACCUUAUAUAUUUGAGGAUUCUGACUGGAAAGGCUUUUUCUGGUCCAGCCUACCUGGGAAAGAUAAUGAGGAGAGUUUGCCAUUGGCCCAUUCUCUAUUGAAUGCACUCUGUGAUCUGUUGUUUUGUCCUGAUUUUACUGUAGCUGCUAGCAGAAAGUCAGGACCGGAUAAAGCCGAAGAGUUGCAGUCGAUAGAUAGUUGUGAGUAUAUCUGGGAAGCAGGAGUAGGUUUUGCAUAUUCACCACCCAGAUAUCCCAUUCUCGACUCAAAUCGUACGGAAUUGCUGAAACUGCUGUUGACAUGCUUCAGCGAAACGAUGUACAAUCCGCCGGUGGAUUUGUCAGUUAUGCCAAACAGAUGGAUUCAACACCUAACCAGCAGUGAAAACAGACAUGUAUUGCCUAUGUUCACGUCACUGUUGAACACUGUGUGUGCUUACGAUCCGGUCGGUUAUGGGGUGCCGUAUAAUCAUUUGUUGUUUACCGACUCCUUGGAGCCUCUCGUCGAUGUCGCAUUGCAGAUUCUAAUCGUGACAUUGGAUCACGAUACUACAGGCGGUGCGCCAUUGGAGGAGGGCACGAUCGGCGACAAUUUGUUCAUCAAUUAUUUAAGUCGAAUUCAUCGCGAUGAAGACUUCCAAUUUGUCCUGAAGGGUAUCACCAGAUUGUUGAACAAUCCACUGAUGCAAACUUACCUACCAAACUCAACCAAGAAAGUGCAUUUUCAUCAGGAACUGUUGGUAUUCUUUUGGAAGAUGUGCGACUACAAUAAGAAGUUCUUAUAUUACGUGCUAAAGAGCUCAGACGUCCUGGAAGUUCUCGUGCCGAUACUUUAUCACUUGAACGAUUCACGCGCUGACCAAUCACGAGUUGGUUUGAUGCAUAUUGGUGUAUUUAUCUUACUUCUCUUGAGCGGAGAGCGUAAUUUUGGCGUGAGACUGAACAAGCCGUACACAGCUACAGUGCCUAUGGAUAUUCCCGUUUUUACAGGAACGCAUGCCGACCUCUUGGUCACUGUAUUCCACAAAAUCAUCACGACUGGUCAUCAGAGACUGCAACCGUUAUUCGAUUGUCUGCUGACGAUCCUGGUCAACGUUUCGCCGUACUUGAAAACUCUGUCCAUGGUGGCAAGCACGAAAUUGUUGCAUUUAUUGGAAGCAUUUAGUACACCAUGGUUUCUAUUCUCGGCGCCCACUAAUCACCACUUGGUGUUCUUUCUACUGGAGAUCUUCAACAAUAUUAUCCAAUAUCAAUUCGAUGGGAACAGCAAUUUAGUGUAUACUAUAAUACGCAAACGGCAAGUGUUCCAUGCGCUCGCGAACCUACCCAGUGACUGCAACACGAUCGCAAAGUCUCUCAGUAAGAGGCAGCGUCGUCAUGUACCCGCUAGCACAUCCAACGAGAAUGUCAGCGAAGCCGCGAUGGAAGGAUCGCAUCCAGCGCAACCCGCCGAGCCCGGCACUCUGAAGGCGUCCUUAUUGGAAACUCCAGGUAUAGAGAAGAUGACGGAGAAAGAAUCAGCGCAUCCGCUGAGUCCAGCAGCGAGUGUCGACAUUGGCAAGUCCAUCAAUAAUCGCGAGUGCAAAACUCCGGACGUUACGGAGGAAGAUUCGACGAACGCGAUCAAAAACUCCGUAGUACCGAAGGGAGGCAUUCGUGUGGCGGAGCAGGCGAAUAAUUCCAACGUCAACAAUGUGAACCAGUGGGUGCCGUCCAGCGACUGGGUGUACCAAUGGAAGAGCAAGCUUCCUUUGCAGACCAUCAUGCGACUGCUUCAGGUGCUUGUGCCGCAGGUCGAGAAGAUCUGCAUCGACAAAGGACUGACGGACGAGAGCGAGAUCUUGAAAUUCCUGCAACACGGUACCUUGGUCGGCCUGUUACCGGUACCGCAUCCUAUUCUUAUCAGACGAUAUCAGGCUAAUCCUGGCACGACUGCAUGGUUUCGCACGUACAUGUGGGGCGUGAUAUAUCUGAGAAACGUCGAGCCACCCAUAUGGUACGACACAGACGUCAAGCUGUUCGAAAUCCAAAGGGUUUAGAUAGCGCACGGAGAAUGAUCGCUAGAUUCUCGUAUCUCGUUAUCGUUUGCGCCAAAUAUUGUUGCUGGCAGUGCGCAAGAGGCUGAGAUUCAUCAAAUUCGCUAUCGUGUACGAUGAAAUUUAUUAUUAGUGCCGUUGCUAUGAACAUUAAUCGAAAUGAAAGAUUCUUGACGGAACAUA
Messenger RNA from Harpegnathos saltator (Jerdon's jumping ant), 2655 nucleotides. Its product is annotated as protein HID1. NCBI's taxonomy places the organism in Eukaryota, Metazoa, Arthropoda, Insecta, Hymenoptera, Formicidae. Gene Ontology annotation, cellular component: Golgi medial cisterna; Golgi trans cisterna; membrane. The record is from RefSeq and is a predicted model, not a curated record. The coding region runs from base 124 to 2475 and encodes 783 amino acids. The transcript is spliced from 12 exons.